This is a messenger RNA of Perognathus longimembris pacificus (Pacific pocket mouse), 4268 nucleotides long. It is a transcript of the gene Ubxn7, whose product is annotated as UBX domain protein 7. Gene Ontology annotation, molecular function: ubiquitin binding. The transcript has 11 exons. Lineage: Eukaryota; Metazoa; Chordata; Mammalia; Rodentia; Heteromyidae. The record is from RefSeq and is a predicted model, not a curated record. Gene Ontology annotation, cellular component: nucleus. Gene Ontology annotation, biological process: proteasome-mediated ubiquitin-dependent protein catabolic process. The coding region runs from base 38 to 1507 and encodes 489 amino acids.
CAGCGGCGGCAGCGGCGGCAGCGGCGGCGGCGGUAAGAUGGCUGCCCACGGGGGCUCCGCGGCGUCCUCGGCGCUGAAGGGGUUAAUUCAGCAGUUCACCGCCAUCACCGGUGCAAGUGAAAGUGUAGGAAAACAUAUGCUGGAAGCCUGCAACAAUAAUCUGGAGAUGGCAGUCACUAUGUUUUUGGAUGGUGGAGGAAUUGCUGAAGAACCCAGUACCAGUUCAGCAAGUGUCUCCACUGUCAGACCACACACAGAAGAAGAAGUGCGUGCUCCAAUUCCUCAAAAGCAAGAAAUAUUGGUGGAACCAGAACCUUUGUUUGGUGCUCCUAAACGACGACGUCCUGCACGUUCAAUAUUUGAUGGUUUUCGAGAUUUUCAAACUGAAACUAUUAGGCAAGAACAGGAAUUAAGAAAUGGAGGAGCAAUAGAUAAAAAAUUAACUACUCUUGCAGAUCUAUUCCGGCCACCCAUUGACUUGAUGCAUAAAGGCAGCUUUGAAACAGCCAAAGAGUGUGGCCAAAUGCAGAAUAAGUGGCUGAUGAUAAACAUUCAAAAUGUACAAGACUUUGCAUGCCAGUGCCUCAAUCGUGAUGUAUGGAGCAAUGAAGCUGUAAAGAAUAUCAUCCGGGAGCAUUUCAUUUUCUGGCAGGUUUACCAUGACAGUGAGGAAGGUCAGAGAUACAUACAGUUUUAUAAGCUAGGGGACUUCCCAUAUGUUUCCAUCUUGGACCCACGGACAGGUCAGAAGCUAGUAGAGUGGCACCAAUUAGAUGUGUCUUCUUUCUUGGACCAAGUGACAGGAUUUCUGGGUGAACAUGGGCAACUGGAUGGACUUUCUAGCAGUCCCCCCAAAAAAUGUGCCCGAUCAGAGAGCCUUAUAGAUGCAAGUGAAGACAGCCAGUUAGAAGCUGCCAUCAGAGCCUCCUUGCAAGAGACACAUUUCGAUUCAACACAGACAAAACAAGAUAGCCGUUCAGAUGAAGAAUCUGAAUCUGAACUUUUUUCUGGCAGUGAGGAGUUCAUAUCUGUUUGUGGUUCUGAUGAAGAAGAGGAGAUAGAGAAUCUUGCCAAGUCCAGAAAGUCUCCUCACAAAGAUUUGGGGCAUAGAAAAGAAGAAAACAGAAGGCCUAUGACCGAGCCCCCUGCCAGAGUUGACCCGGGAACAGCCACUAACCACCAAGUAUUGACAGCUGUGGAUACAGAGAUCCUGGAGAUGUCGCCUGAAAAAUCAGAUGGAAUAGUGGAGGGGGUAGAUGUAAAUGGACCAAAAGCACAGCUGAUGUUGCGGUACCCAGAUGGAAAAAGGGAGCAGAUCACUCUUCCUGAACAAGCUAAAUUGCUAGCUUUGGUAAAGCAUGUCCAAUCUAAAGGAUAUCCAAAUGAACGCUUUGAACUACUCACCAACUUCCCUCGAAGAAAACUGUCUCAUCUGGACUAUGAUAUUACAUUACAGGAGGCUGGCCUUUGUCCUCAAGAGACAGUCUUUGUGCAAGAAAGAAAUUAACAUCAUGGCCUGACCUCUCUCAGCUUACCCCUUUUUUCCCUUUUCUCAUGAGAUACCAUGUUAUUAAGUAAUGCAUUUGGCUCAUAGGACCAUAGAGCCAAAGUUGGGCAAGCAAGUCACCUGCCUUCUCUUACUCCUUGUUCUUGUCUGUACUCAGUCUCUUUCUCCCCUACUACUUUUUCCUCCUUUUCUCUUGCCUUCUAUUUGCUUCUUUUCCCUUCUUUCUCUCUUCCCUAAUCUGGUGACCAAAUGGAAGUAUAAGGAUAAGAUCUUUCCUAGUACUGGCAGCAGGAAAUGUGUGUCCCACUAAGCGGUCACUUGCACAGCACUUUGGGAUCAGAUGAUAAUGUGUUCAGGCUCUUUUACAAAAGAAAAACAACAAAACUUUCCAGAUUCAGAAUAAAAACAAGCCCCUUUUCUGUAAGCCCCCAUUUGUAGUUGGGAAAAGAAAUUCUUUAAACACAUGUAGGAAAAUACCUUCAUGACAAAAUACUUAGGCUUUCAUUUACAUGGAAAAUACCUCCCUCAUAAUUAUUGCUCACCAUAUUUAAUCAUUAUUCCAAAAGAUUCCUAUAUUGUAGUUACAAGAGUUAUUUCCAUAAUAUGUGUCAUUGGCAGAGUGAGUGCUCAGUGUAGGAUGUGUAGCAUGGGGCAGCUUUCAAUGUCCUAGCUUGAGAGAACUUUCUUUAUUAUUACUCUAUUAAGUAUAUUGAUCCUGCUAGUCCUAGAGUGCACAUUUAGUGAGCAUAAUGUGAUUGGUGUAGGGAGGUGCUUGCUGUUUUUGCCAGUGCAGCAUAUUAGUUCCUUUAGCUCCUCAUUGUCUGGGUCUACAGUGAUCUGUAGGAAGGCAGCUGUUUGAUAAUCAUGCAGUACAGUGGCUUGUGAUUGUAACCACUGUGGCUAUUGAUUGUCCUAUGUACUUAAGGCAUACUUAUGUGUGUCCCAGGGGAAGAAGAAAAACAUGCAGCUGAGAGUUGCUAACCAUGUUCCCUUGGUUAGAACUGAUUCACUUUUUUACCCCUGGUUGGAAUAAUUGCUGAAAGGCUCUGGUGACCGAUAAGACUUUAAUCCUCACCGUUUUCUUUCAGAAGAAAUCAAAACUGAGAGUCUCUGAGGGAAGACCUUUGAAGUUAGCUCAUAAGACAAUAGCUAGUAAAGGGGGGGGUUAUCACAAUUAUUUGUAAUCAUCAGAUGUUGCAGGGGUUUUCUGCCAACAGAAGCCACAUUCAAAUAAUAGUUGGUGAACACUUUUCAGUAUUAUUUCAAAAAGGCCAUCUUAAAUCUAUAUAAUGCUUUUAACUUGUCAGCAUCACUAUAUGCUCAGUUUUUACUUUGAGCUUUAGAGUACUCAAAUGAGGUAUUAGUGAUCUGGUGACGAAACCAGAACUUUUAACUUAUACAACCAUUAAAAGAACACAAAUGACCUAUUUUGUCAAUUGGGGAUUUAGAUGAAUUCUAAUACUUAAGGAACAUGAACUAUUGCUCAGAGACCUUUAGAUUUUUUUCCCAUCUACGUUAAGAUAGUUCUCUUGGCAACUAGGGGAUUAAAAACAAACAAAAAAAACAUGCUGUGUAUUGCUUGUACACAAUUACACAAUACGGUUUUAAUGGCUGGAGUUUUGAGGAUCCCUCCUGAAGAAUGGAAUAUAUAUCUUCUCAAGGAAAUCAUGGAAAGUUGUUAUUCUUCAGUGAGUCCUUUUGAAUUAAUGUUCUUUUUUUUUGUCUGUGUAAGUGCUAUGUAUAAGUAUAUAAUUGUAUAAAUAUUUAUAAAUAUAUUUAUAUAAUUACAGUUUCAUUUAUACCUUGAGUCAAAGUUCUCUCUUCAGAUUGGUGGCUGAGUAAUACCACUUUGAUGUUUUUAACAGACUUUUGAGGCUUAACUAGCAGCUUCUAAUUUAUUGAGGAAAUGGCUUAGACUUUAAUUCCUCAUUUAUGUCCCAGAACUUGGAUGCAAACUUGCUAUCUAAGGAAUAGAGCUAUAGACUAUCAAGGGUACAGUGGAGAGUAAAAACUUAUUGGUAGUAGGUAAGAUCAGAAAUCUAAAAUUUUAGGGAAGCACAGGGUAAGAAGGCUGGGUAUGCUCAGAUUUGUGCUGUGCCAGCACCCAUCUUUAACCCCCAGCACACUCAUAGCCAAAGUCUCCCCCAAAAAAACAAGUCAAGAAUUUUCCCAUUAGGACCCUUUCAUCCUCUUACCCACUAGCUUUUCUUCAUAAAAUAUUUCUUGAGAACCUGAGGAAGCAUGUUCAUAAAUGAGAGGAUGUAGUUCUUUUUUACAUGCUCAGCACUGGCAUAUCUAUUUCUGAGAAUCCAAAGUGACUUUUUCAACUUAAGUUAUUGUGGAAUGCCCAAGUAUAUGAUUUAAGUAAGAGACGGGGCAUAGUUCAGUCAUCCAACUUAGAUAUAAUGAGGAUUUUAGAAUACAGGUGUAGAAGAUCUUGAGAGAAGAGUGUUAUUAUCUUGGGUUUGAUAGAGUGGUCUGUAGGGAGGGUAUGGUUGUACAGUGCAAGAGUAAAUAAGAGUAUUGCCUUGCUCAUGAACUUAAUCUACAUAAGGAGUAUGCUUGCUAGAGUUUGCUUUAUUUCUUCUGCAAGUUACUUUGCUCAUCAAAGGAGUGAUUUCACUGAAUAUGUUAAAUGUGGUCAGUAAGGCUAUUUAAAAAUAGUUACUAUAACAAUUUCAAAGAGAGUUUCAAGAGAUGGAAAAUGAAAAGAACAAGAUAGACUGAGUAUAAUAGAAACACAGGGAGACAAGUAAUGAGA